AAAAUAAGGCUAAAACUUCUUUGAAGUCAAACAGAAGGGAAGAUGAAAGAAGGGUAGUUGGGUUGUAUUUCAGUGAAACAAAUGGUUUAAAGCAAGUGUUGAUGCAUAUUGACAUGGAGAAGGCGAGAGAGUUUCUGGAGAAACUGACGUCCGGCGAAGAAGCCGACGAGGUAUCGCGACUCACCUUCCCUCCCCACCGGCCCCUCGCUGAGUCCAGCUUCUACGAGUGCUUCGCCGGCAGAGGCGUCCGCCUCGCCCUGCUCCAGCCGGAUUUCAUCUCUUGCUCUUUCAAAGUGCCGCCUCGUCUCCUGGAUAGAGAUGGGAAGCUUGCUAUGGGUGCAAUCACCACUUUAGUUGAUCUUUUAGGGGCCGCGGUGGCGUACCAGGGCCAGGGGGAUGACUCGUGGAAUCUGUCAGCUGAUAUGUCCAUCUCCAAUCUCUCCACUGCGAAACUGGAUGACGAAUUGGAAAUUUUCGCGAGGUGUUUAGGUCGACAAGGUGGCUACUCCGGAACACACAUACUCAUUCGAAACAAAGCAACUGGGGAAAUUGUUGCCGAAGGGCGACAUUCAUUAUUUGAUGCUCACAGCAAAUUGUGACUACGGACGUUGUUUGCAUCACGGCAACUACAUCGACAACCAUCAAUCACACCACGGCCGCUCUGUACUUAUGCGUCCCUGAAAUAGUUCACUGAAAGGGACGCAUACACUAUUUUUUUAAUUUUCGUGCCAAAAAAAGGUCUUAAAAUAGCCGGGACGGAGGGAGGAAGUAGUUCAAUGUUGUCCAACUAUCUGUUGUGACAAAAGAAAAAUAUCUCGCAUCAUUAUAUGGUCAUAAGACUCAUUAAAUUAUAGAGACAUGUAUAAGAAUAACGACAUCUGCGUAGAAGAUGCCAGAAAAUAAUGGCCAAUAUAGUUGGGUUAGGGGUUAGGGAAAAUGAAGAAAUAAUAGUUUCAUAGUGUGGUGGAUUAGGAACAAAAAUGUGUUUUUGUCAAAUUGUCAAGAGUCCUGCACGAGUUGUUAUAUUAUAUGUCGUAUAUAUUUAUGCUUAAUAUUUAAUAGAAUUUAAUUUAUAUCAAUUUUAAAUAAA
Messenger RNA from Salvia miltiorrhiza (redroot sage), 1090 nucleotides. RefSeq lists its product as uncharacterized. Gene Ontology annotation, molecular function: fatty acyl-CoA hydrolase activity. The record is from RefSeq and is a predicted model, not a curated record. NCBI's taxonomy places the organism in Eukaryota, Viridiplantae, Streptophyta, Magnoliopsida, Lamiales, Lamiaceae. The coding region runs from base 102 to 599 and encodes 165 amino acids. The transcript has 5 exons.